AUGAUCCAAGCACGUACCACGACCAACAUCACCCAGGACGACGUCCCCAUGUUGCUGGAUCAGAUGACGGAUGCCGUUCGUCAGAGCGUCCUCCCCUUCCCCGGCGUGAGUGUCCCGGAGCUUCUCCAAUGCCUCGUCGACCGCGGCAUCUUGGCUUAUCCCCCACCACCGGCGGCCGAGCAGCCUUACGACACAGAGAGUCUACUUGACCAGGCCAGUGAUGUUUGGAAUACGCUCGCCAGGUUGACCGUCGAGGGCGAGGGCAAUGACACUAGAUCCAAAGCCAUGCGGGAGUCGGCAAUCAUCGCCAACGAGGAACUCCACCACCGCCUGGCAAUCAUCCAGGGGGCACUCAGGUUGAUCCAUCAGACCGAGCAAGCCGCCCCCGGCCCCGACCCAGGCCUUGAGAGCCGCCUCGGCCAUCUGCGCAGCGGGAAGACUUGGACCAUGCUGCGCCUGCGCCCCAUGCAGCGCAAACUUCAGCAAAAUCGCCUGGAUUCCGACGAAACCGCCCUCAACAUAGCCGCGUCCCGCCACGAACUGGACGUCUCGCGCGCUUCUAGAAAGCUCACCGAAGAGGAGACCUUCCGGAUCAGGCAGGCCGUGAGGGCCAUUGACGAGGCGGGCCUCGACGGCGCGAGGAGGGAGCUCAGUGCCACGACGCGCGUCUUUCGCGACUUCAUUCAAGACACGGCCGACAACGCGCUCCGCGCCACUUCACGCAUGCUCGAGUUGGAAUCGGGCCUGGAGAACGACAUCGAGGUCAUGGAAGCCUCGCUCGACCAGACGAGGUCCGCUGCAAGGCACCUCGUGCAUCAAAUCGGCGAACCGCAAGCCAAGCUGGAUGAGCUUGCGACCCUGCGCAUUGUGGUUGCUCGCUUGGCUGACACGGCUCAGACUUAG
Messenger RNA from Lasiodiplodia theobromae, 903 nucleotides. RefSeq lists its product as uncharacterized. The record is from RefSeq and is a predicted model, not a curated record. NCBI's taxonomy places the organism in Eukaryota, Fungi, Ascomycota, Dothideomycetes, Botryosphaeriales, Botryosphaeriaceae. The transcript has a single exon. The coding region runs from base 1 to 903 and encodes 300 amino acids.